AUGGCUUCACUUAACGCUUCAUUGAGUACGGAUUCUCUUCAUUCCCGCUCAUCACUACAACCACGAACCAGAACCAUGUCUACCACUACUUCCCUCCGCAGUUUAAACAUCAAUAAUAUCAAUCCACACAUCAAAGAAGCCAAAUAUGCCGUCCGUGGUGCUCUCGCAGUUAAAUCUGAAGAAUACAGAGCUAAGCUUGCAAAAGGCGAUAAGGGCCUUCCAUUCGAUACUGUCAUAAAUGCCAAUAUUGGAAAUCCUCAACAAUUGGAUCAGAAACCUAUUACGUUCUUUAGACAAGUCCUGAGUUUGAUUGAAUACCCACCAUUGUUGGAGAAGGAAGAUGUGUUGUUGAAUCAGUUGGGCUAUAAGAAAGAUGUUAUUGAAAGAGCGAGGUGGUUGUUGAAGGAAGUAGGAAGUGUGGGUGCUUAUAGUGCUAGUGCUGGUGCUACAGGAAUUAAGAAUAGUGUGGCUAGAUUUAUUGAGAAUCGAGAUGGCUUUCCUUCAGACCCAAAAGAUAUCUACCUUUCCGCCGGUGCUUCCUCUGGAGUUAACACUCUCCUUCACGUAAUUUGUGCCGGCCCUAAUACAGGUGUUCUUGUACCCAUCCCACAAUACCCAUUAUACACUGCUUCCCUUUCCGUCCUCAACGCAAAAUGCGUCCCAUACUACCUUGACGAAGCUCGCAGUUGGGGAACCGACCUCCAAGCCAUUAAAGAUGCAUACGCCGCCGCUGUUAAAGAGGGAACUGAUGUCCGAGCAAUUGUCAUAAUCAAUCCUGGUAACCCAACCGGUGCAAGUCUCCCACCUCAAGAUAUCGAAGCAGUUAUUGAAUUCGCCGCCGAGAAAAAAUUGGUAGUAAUGGCAGAUGAAGUAUACCAAACCAACGUCUUUAAAGGAAAAUUCCACUCCUUCAAACAAAUCCUCCGCGAUCUCCAAUCUAAAACCCCAGAAAAAUACGACAAUGUCGAACUCGCUUCCCUCCAUAGUAUAUCUAAAGGAAUGGUCGGCGAAUGCGGACACCGAGGCGGUUAUUUCGAACUCUGUGGUUUCGAUCCCGAGGUCGUAGAACAAAUAUACAAAUUCGUCAGUAUAAGUUUAUGCGCGCCAGUAAUCGGCCAAUGUCUCGUAGAACUCAUGGUCAAUCCCCCCAAACAAGGCGAACCAUCCUACGAACUCUACACGCAAGAAUACAACAACAUAUUCUCGGGCCUCCAAAAACGCGCCACAGCUCUCUAUGAAGCUUUUGCCCAAAUGGAAGGUGUCGAGUGUCCCGAACCUCAGGGAAGUAUGUAUUUAUUCCCCACCAUCAAUCUACCCCCCAAAGCAGUUGAGGCUGCAAAGAAAGAGAAUAUGAGCGCAGAUGAAUAUUAUUGUCAUAAAUUACUCGAGGCGACGGGUGUGUGUGUGGUGCCUGGAAGUGGCUUUGGUCAGAGGGAAAAUACGUUGCAUUUCCGCACGACGUUUUUGGCUCCGGGUACGGAGUGGGUGGGUAGGAUUACGAGGUUUCAUGAGGGGUUUAUGGGGGAGUUUAGAUAG
Sclerotinia sclerotiorum 1980 UF-70 is the source of this 1536-nucleotide messenger RNA. RefSeq lists its product as hypothetical. The transcript has 3 exons. Gene Ontology annotation, biological process: biosynthetic process. Gene Ontology annotation, molecular function: pyridoxal phosphate binding; L-alanine:2-oxoglutarate transaminase activity. NCBI's taxonomy places the organism in Eukaryota, Fungi, Ascomycota, Leotiomycetes, Helotiales, Sclerotiniaceae. Bases 1 to 1536 code for a protein of 511 amino acids. The record is from RefSeq and is a predicted model, not a curated record.